Limanda limanda (common dab) is the source of this 2334-nucleotide messenger RNA. RefSeq names its product claudin domain containing 1b (gene cldnd1b). The record is from RefSeq and is a predicted model, not a curated record. Bases 346 to 1098 code for a protein of 250 amino acids. Gene Ontology annotation, cellular component: membrane. Lineage: Eukaryota; Metazoa; Chordata; Actinopteri; Pleuronectiformes; Pleuronectidae. The transcript has 5 exons.
GUGAAACUUACCAACAGUGGAAAAGGGGCUGAGGCUGAAGCUGUCCGGACACUAUACCCCCCCACAGCUGGCCACGCUAAUGUCCGGACACGUUGUCCAGCGAUGAGGUCGUGACCUCCUGUGUUUGGGACGUGGCUCUAAAUGCAGCACCAAAUUCAAAAGGAGUGAAUAAAGUACAAUGUCCGGAUACAGACUCAUGUCGUGGUGCCAACACACCAAGAGGAAAUAUCAUUUCUAACCACAGCACCUAGGCUUCUUCACUCAAGCAAAAUUAGUUUUUCGUAGAUCACCGAUCAGUUCCCUGUUAUAGACGAGAGGCUCAGAACGAGCUGCUGUUAAACGAUUAUGGUAGAUAACCGAUAUGCCACCGCUCUGGUGAUCGGCACGGUGCUGAGCCUGCUGGCCACAGUGUACCUGUCUGUGGCGGUGGGGACUCAGCAGUGGUACCAGUACAGAAGUCCAGCGAUGAAACGAGAGCUCAGCAACCUCACUGGGCUCAAAGAUGAGUUCAGCAAUGGAGAGAUCGAUGAGAAAACCUACAGUGACAUCAUGUACCGGCAGAACGGCACCCUGGGCCUGUGGUGGAGGUGCAUUCUGGUGCCCAGCCCGUCUCACUGGUAUAAAGUACCUGAACACAAGUUGGAGACCCGGUGUGUGAGCUUCACUCUUCCCCAGCAGUUUACUCCAAAGUACAAAAACCCUGGAAACCCCAGCAGUGAAGAAGAUCUGCUGAGGACAUAUCUCUGGAGAUGUCAGUUUCUCCUGCCUUUGGUGUCGCUGGGCUUGGUUUUCCUCAGUGGCCUUGUUGGAGUCUGCGCUUGUCUGUGCCGCAGCUUCACUCCUACGAUUGGAGUGGGAGUGCUCCAUCUCCUCGCAGGUCUGGGAUCCCUGGGCUCCGUCUGCUGUUUCUUGGCGGGGAUGGAUCUGCUCCACCAGCAGUCCGUGCCACCAGAGGGAGUAGAGGGCUCGAUGGGCUGGUCCCUCUACCUCGCCCUCAUCUCCUUCCCUCUUCAGAUGAUGGCGGCUACUUUGUUCCUGUGGGCGGCGAAGAGCCACCGCAAGAGCUACACCCGCAUGACCGCUUACAGGGUCGCAUAAAGGAGCGUGAGGCUACUCUAACAGCAGGGUGCAGUACCUUCACACAACCUGCUGGUCUGAGGACGUCAUUACACUUCUUUUGUCUAUAUCAGAAAGGAUGUUGACUGUUUCUUAUAGACCUAAAGUAAACCAGACCACUAAUCAUCAUAAGUGGUCUUUUAUAGGGAUGUAAUAUCUAUGAGUUCUUUUUUCUCACCUUUAUUUGAACCCAAAGCAUGCUCUGUGUAUUUAAACACCCAGUUGAGGAUCAUUGGUUAUUUCUGGUGUUGUUGCUGUGCCGUACUUUAUUGCCUUCUUUUCAGUUGCCAUUGAUUUUAACGCUGCUCACCACAUUGCUCUUAUAUCAGCAAUAAACACAAUAACAUGCACUGUGACAAAUAACUCGCCCGUUCUUAAAUAAGUCGGGAUAUCUUAGUCUCAAAGUGCAUGAAAAAUAUUAUAACAGACUUUUUAUUUUUUUCUAUUUCUGCUGGUUUUUGUUCUGUUCUAAUUUAGCAUUGUGUUAAAUAUGGAGCCUUUGCUGUGCAUGCCUUUUUAAAGCUGACAUUUCCAUCACCUGUGGUAUUUGUCGAUUUCUGUCUGUGGUGUGCGUCGACUAAAUGUCACUAAAUGUCACUCACUAAAAAUAUAACCACUCAUCCUCCAUUGUCACCCGUGUUUAUAGAUCUAAUAUUUAUUAAGUCGGUUAGCGUUUUAAAAGAUUACAAUUUAAAUGACGCCACUCUAGAAAAAAAAAACCUGUGAUACUUAGAUAACAUUUAGAUUUUAAUGUUUCAGCCCCAAACUGAACUGCUGCCAUUUGUACCUUUGUAUCGAUGGAGUGCUUUUGUCUGUUAAUCCCACACACGCUGUCUCAGCCGUUACUUGACUUUUAAUUAACUGACCAGGUUCGACAGACAAAUGCAGGUUUUACAGGAAUUGUUAAGUCUAAAAUGUUUAUUGAGACUUCGAACAACUGCAAAAAUCUUCUUUUGCAAGUGUGAAUCCUCCUGAUUCUAUAACUUUAUACUCCCGGAUGUUUGUGUGUGGAAGUGAACAAAUUACCUUUGUUUUUUUUGUGAAUCAUAUAUCAAAACGACUCAUUGUAUCAGUGGCAGAAGACAAAUUGUGAUGUUUUUUGUAUCACAGUGUUUUGUUACACAUCUAAUGUGUACACACUGGCUUUUGUAAAUGUUUGUAUGUAUUCAGAUGCACACUGUUCUGGAUUCUGUAUUAAUAAAUUUGAAAUUUGCUGAC